Sipha flava (yellow sugarcane aphid) is the source of this 1200-nucleotide messenger RNA. It is a transcript of the gene MED6, whose product is annotated as mediator of RNA polymerase II transcription subunit 6. The record is from RefSeq and is a predicted model, not a curated record. NCBI's taxonomy places the organism in Eukaryota, Metazoa, Arthropoda, Insecta, Hemiptera, Aphididae. Gene Ontology annotation, molecular function: transcription coactivator activity. Gene Ontology annotation, cellular component: mediator complex; core mediator complex. The coding region runs from base 244 to 1056 and encodes 270 amino acids. Gene Ontology annotation, biological process: regulation of transcription by RNA polymerase II. The transcript is spliced from 5 exons.
UUAUCAAAUCGUCACAAAUCAAUCCCUCACACCUCAGUAGAAUUGAACACAGUACAUGUUAUAUAAAUACAUUUUUAUUUUUCGAAAAUACGAACUCAACUUGUAACGAUAUUAUACUUAGACGGCUGUAAUUGUUGUAAUUGCAUUUGUGUGAUAUGUAUUCAUUACUUACUGAAAGUUAAUGAGCUUUAUUGAAAAGUGUUAUUUCCGUUUUACGUAUUGGCUGAAAGAACGGGUUGAACAAUGCUCUCAGGACGUGGAGUUGGUUGUUUGCCGGAUAAUCCUUUGGGCCUAUCAUGGCAUGAUAGCAAAUGGAUUCCAAUGCUCAACUCUAACAACAUACUCGAUUAUUUCUCGGAGCUCAGUAAUCCGUUUUAUGACCGAAGUUGUAAUAAUGAAGCUAUUAAAAUGCAAAGGCUUAGCAUGGAUCAGUUGAGUAAUAUGAUUGGGCUAGAGUAUUGCCUUCUACAUGUUCAAGAACCUAUUUUGUAUGUGGUACGUAAACAACACAGGCACUCUCCAACUCAUUCAACACCCAUUGCUGAUUUUUACAUUGUUGCUGGAAUAGUUUAUCAAGCUCCAGAUCUCCUUUCAAUUAUUAACUCUCACUUGAUGUCAUCAGCGUAUCAUUUAGAGACCGCAUUUGAAGAAUUAAACUCUUUAGCUAGAUUUCAUCCAUCUAAAGGUUAUUCAUGGGAAAAUCGUAGACCUGGCCUAUCAUCUGGUCCUGUAACAGCACCUCCACCAUCUCCAGUAAAAGUUCCAGGCAAAAGAGACACUGAAGAACCCAGUUCCCAAUUCCAAAGAUUACGUGUCGAUAUGUUAUUAGUUGAAUUAACUAGAAAGUUUCCAUUGCCUUUACCUCAAUCACUUGCUGCACCACCGCAAAAUACUAUAAAUAAUCAACAAACAAAUGAAGUGAUGAAAAAAGAAGUAAAUCAAGAAAUAAAGCAAGAAUUGAUUCAUGAUAUAAAUAUUAAACAAGAACCACAAUCUACCAAUUCUUUAUCACCAUCAAUGAGGCCACCUCCUGAGAAAAAGUUUAAACCUGCGUGAUAUACUUUCUAUUUUUAUUUAUAUUUAUUAUUGAUUAUUAAUAUUUAUUACUUUAUGUAUUCAGGAUUUAAUGUUAUGAUCCUAAAGAUAGUAUUUACAUUGUACUAUAUUUUAUUGCAAAAAUAAAUUAUAAAAUAAAUGUUA